Molecule: messenger RNA, 2076 nt
Organism: Chrysochloris asiatica (Cape golden mole)
Lineage: Eukaryota; Metazoa; Chordata; Mammalia; Afrosoricida; Chrysochloridae
Gene: ZNF7
Product: zinc finger protein 7
Exons: 3
Coding region: 115-2076 (653 amino acids)
Biological process (GO): regulation of transcription by RNA polymerase II
Molecular function (GO): RNA polymerase II cis-regulatory region sequence-specific DNA binding; DNA-binding transcription factor activity
Source: RefSeq, a predicted model, not a curated record
CACUGGUAUGUGUGCUUUCAGGAGGCAGUGACGUUUGGCGAUGUGGCGGUGCACUUCUCGAGGGAAGAGUGGCAGUGUCUAGACCCCGGCCAGAGAGCUCUCUACCGGGAGGUGAUGCUGGAGAACCACAGCAGUGUGGCUGGACUCGCAGGAGUCCUGGUCUUCAAGCCUGAGCUGAUCUCCCGCCUGGAGCAGGGGCAGGAGCCAUGGGUACUGGACCUGAAGGGAUUGGAGAACAGAGAGCUGCCAAGGACCUCCCCGACAGAUUCUACUCUUAGGACUGAUAAUGAGCAGGCUUGUGAGGAAAUGGAUAUUCUAAGAUCAGAAUUACAUGGAAUGAGGAUCAGAAUCCCUCUACAGGAUUUUCCUCCAAAUCCUGGCUUUGCAGACACUUCUGGUUCUGAGGUCUGGCUAGAGAGUAAUCAGAGCAGUCCUCCUAGGCUGACAGAAAUAAAAAACUGUUUCAGCACAGACUCUGUGAUGCUCAAGAAGACCUUCACCCAGGAGAACUCCAAGGGGCAUAACAAAGUGGGGGACGAUGGCAGCUUGGACUGUAACCCUAAUGGGAACCAGAGAGAUACUGCCAAAGAUGCAGCAGAAAGAUGUGAUGGGUGUGGCAGAAACUUUAGAUCCAUUUCAGACAUUGCUCAGUGUUGGAAAGUAAAUAUGGAAAAAAAACCUAACAAGUGUCAGGAGUGCCAAAAGAAAUUAACUCAUCAUUUACAGGGGAAAUGUCAAAGUACUUGCCAAGGAGAGAAACCAUAUGAAUGUGAGGAAUGUGGGAAAGUCUUCAGGUUGUGUUCACAGCUUAAUCAGCAUCAGAGAAUCCACACCGGAGAAAAACCAUUUAAAUGUACUGAAUGUGGAAAAGCCUUCCGUCUGAGCUCUAAACUUAUUCAGCAUCAAAGAAUUCACACUGGAGAGAAACCCUAUAGGUGUGAGGAUUGUGGAAAAGCCUUUGGUCAGAGUUCAAGCCUCAUCCACCAUCAGAGAAUUCAUACAGGAGAGAGGCCCUAUGGUUGUCAUGAGUGUGGGAAAGCCUUCUGUCAGCAAUCCCAGCUGAUCAGACACCAGAGGAUUCACACUGGAGAAAGGCCUUACAUGUGUAAGGAAUGUGGGAAGGCAUUCAGCCAGAGCUCAACUCUAGCUCAACAUCAGAGAAUACACACUGGGGAAAAAUCUCAAAUCUCAAGAACCUCAGAUAGUCCAAGCCUUGUGCCACAUCAAAGAAUUCACACUGUGGAAAAACCAUUUAAAUGUGAUGAAUGUGGGAAAGCUUUUAGAUGGACCUCUCGCCUUAAUCAGCAUCAGUUAAUUCACACUGGAGAGAAACCUUAUAAAUGUAACAAAUGCACAAAAGCCUUUGGUUGUAGCUCAAGGCUUAUACGCCACCAGAGAACUCACACUGGAGAAAAGCCAUUUAAAUGUGAUGAGUGUGGGAAGGGCUUUGUCCAGGGCUCACACCUUACCCAACAUCAAAGGAUUCACACUGGAGAGAAACCUUAUGCAUGUAAUGACUGUGGCAAAGCCUUUAGUCAGAGCUCAAGUCUUAUUUGCCACCAGAGAAUCCAUAAGGGAGAGAAACCCUAUGAAUGUCUUGAAUGUGGAAAAGCCUUUAGUGUGAGCACACAGCUUACAAUCCAUCAGAGGAUUCACACUGGAGAGAGACCCUACAAGUGUAGUGAAUGUGGGAAAGCCUUCAGUCAAAAUUCAACCCUUUUCCAACACCAGAUAAUUCAUGCUGGAGUGAAGCCUUAUGAAUGUAGUGAAUGUGGGAAAGCGUUUAGUCGUAGUUCCUAUCUUAUUGAACACCAGAGAAUUCACACAAGAGCCCAGUGGUAUUAUGAAUAUGGAAAUACCCUGGAAGGCUCAAACUUGGUGAGUCGUAAAAAGGUUAAUACUAUAAAGAAGUUACAUAAAUGUAGUGAAUGUGAGAAAAUAUUCAGGUGGCGUUCACACCUAAUUAUACACCAGAGAAUCCACACUGGAGAGAAACCUUACAAGUGCAAUGAGUGUGGGAAAGCUUUUAAUCGGAGCUCGAGGCUUACUCACCAUCAAAAAAGUCAUAUGGGCUAG